Messenger RNA from Contarinia nasturtii (swede midge), 1562 nucleotides. RefSeq lists its product as uncharacterized. The record is from RefSeq and is a predicted model, not a curated record. NCBI's taxonomy places the organism in Eukaryota, Metazoa, Arthropoda, Insecta, Diptera, Cecidomyiidae. The annotation marks the transcript as partial. The transcript is spliced from 4 exons.
AAAAUCUCGAUGAAAUGUUGCAACGUUUCUGGAGCAUUGAAUAUUCCAAUGAAGCAGACGACGUAUAUACAGAGACAGAAAAAUAUUGUUUACAACAUUUUAAAAAUAACAUAAAACGAUCAGCUGAUGGAAAAUAUAUUGUUUCAUUGCCGUUUGAUUUAGAGAGCGGUAAAUUGGGCAAUUCAAAACGUGCAGCUAUGGCACAAUUUUUGCAAUUGGAGCAACGUUUCAGAUCAAAUGAUGGCCACAUGAAAUUGUGUGAGCCAACUUUAGAAUCUGAGUCUUUUUAUUUACCACAUCAUGCUGUUUUUAAAGACAGCACAACGACCAAGCUACGAACAGUUUUUGAUGCAAGUCGACCAACUAGCACAGGAAUUUCAUUAAAUGAUAAGCUAUUGGUUGGUCCCAAAUUGCAAGAAAAUUUAUUUAAUAUAAUGUUACGAUUUCGAAUUCAUAGAAUUGCUUUCACCGCGGACAUUGCUAAAAUGUAUCGACAGAUUUGGAUGGAUGAGAGUCAGUGCGAUUAUCAAAAAAUAUUGUGGCGAUGGAAUGAAAACGAAGACAUCAAAGAAUAUCGAUUGACAACGAUUACAUAUGGCACGAGCCCAGCUCCGUUUUUAGCCACAGCGGUGGUAAAAUAUCAUGCUGAAAAUUCAUAUAUGGAUGACGUGUCUUCGGGUUGCGAUGAUGUAAACACAGCGAUAAGAUUACAGAGAGAGAUUACUGCAAUUUUAGCUGAAGCUGGAAUGCCAUUACGAAAAUGGGCAACAAAUAAUUUGGAAUUUUUGAAUAAAAUUCCUUUGGAGCAUCGCGAAGGCGCACCAUUAAAUUUCGAUGUAGACAAUGAGUCAUCGAUUUCGACUUUGGGUAUGAGCUGGAACUGCAAAGAUGAUAAGGUCAGUUUUGUUGUUAGACUCAAGAAUCCAUUACAACAUUAUACAAAACGACAAAUUUUAUCUGAAAUUUCGAGGAUGUAUGACCCAAUCGGCUUAUUGUCACCAAUCGAUCGAUGGAUAAAAUAUAGACCGAAUUGCAGGGUCGAAUUGCAUGGUUUUGCUGAUGCGUCAGGAAAAGCAUACGGUCCAGCGAUUUACAUCAAAGUGUAUUUAGAAAAUAAAGUUUACGUAAAUAUUAUUGCAUCGAAAUCGCGAAUUGCACCGAUAAACAAAACAGUGACAUUGCCAAAACUGGAGCUUUGUGCAGCACAUCUAUUGACAAAGUUGAUGACAGAGGUGAAAAAGUCUUUAAAAAUAAAUAUAGCUGCAACAAAAUAUUAUUCUGAUUCUGAAAUCACUAUUGCUUGGAUUAAAUCAACGAAGAAAAAAUACAAGCAGUUUGUUGCAAAUAGAGUGAAUGAAAUUCGAGAAGUCAGCGAGCCAAGUGAAUGGUUUUGGAUCGGAACGAAAGAGAAUCCAGCUGAUUUUGUUUCACGUGGUUUGUUGCCAAGUCAAAUUAUAAAUAAUGAAAUGUGGUGGCACGGUCCGAAAUGGUUGUUGGAAAACGAAAAUAACUUUCAAGAAGUGAAUCUUGAUGUUGAUUCUGAAGUGAAAAAAAGACAUUAA